GGCGCUAUCGUUGCAGUAUGGCGGACGAUGUGGAAAGUAGGAGUGCAGCGGCGGAUACCAUCGUCGGCAAAGGGACGACAGAGGAGUUGGAUCCGGGGCCCGGGCUCGGUAUAAGCGGCGUGCUGCUCAAUCUGAGCGUUCUAGCGACCGUACUGGUCGUGUGUUAUGUGAUUUACGCGCGGUUCUGGAGGAGGGUGGGAGCGGAGACAGGCCGGGGCAGCGAGGCCUCGCCGUUGCCCAAGAUGAGAAAACGCGACCUCACCCUGCAGCAGCUGCGCGAGUACGAUGGUGUUCAGAACCCGCGCAUCCUCAUGGCAGUUAACACCAAGGUCUUCGACGUGACCAGCGGCAAAACGUUUUAUGGACGCGAUGGCCCCUAUGGGAUUUUUGCAGGACGAGAUGCUUCUCGGGGUUUGGCAACAUUCUGUCUGGAGAAGGAUGCGUUACGUGACGAGUACGAUGAUCUUUCAGACUUGAACGCUGUUCAGAUGGAGAGUGUUCGAGAAUGGGAGAUGCAAUUCAUGGAAAAAUAUGACUACGUUGGCCGUUUGUUGAAGCCGGGAGAUGAGCCGUCAGAGUACACAGAUGAGGAGGACAUGAAGGAUCAUCAAAAACACGAAUGAUGUGCUGAAUCAUCACAGCCUAGGACUGAGAAGGCCACCAUCCAGAAUUGUUAAACCCCAGCAAAACACCCCUGAGAAUCUGCCAUAUAACUCUAUCAUUCAGUGUCCCCAAAACAGUCAAUGCCAUAUACAUUCAUUAAUGCGCCAUCACCAAGGGGCUAAACAUCUCUAGAAGUGCCCCAGCUGUUCUUCACCUUCCACCAAAACAGACCAGUAGCCUGUCAGUGUUUCCUGUUGUCAUCUGCUCUUAAUACUUCUCCAGCUCCUGUGUUGUUGACCCUUCAGCUUUCAUCUUCCUGGCCUACCUAAACACUCAAUUAAAAACACUCAUUUAUAUACUUGACACCAUAAGCCAUCAGAUCUACACUUUAAAUCCUCAGUCAUGCAGUCUAAACCUUAAACGCUCAAUCCCGAACCAUAAACUCUAAUGUAUAGCCUACAUCUUAAACCCUCCAGCACAUAUUCUGUACCCUAAACUCUGCCAUAUUAUCCUACAUCACAAUUGGAAUGUGAAACAGACUUGAGGCUUUUUUUGAACCCUGCACAUUAAUGUGUUCUGGCUUGGACUGAAAAUGUGAAACGAUAAAUCAAAUGAGGAAGAAGGAAACACUGAAUGCACAUACAUUUUUAUUCACUUUUUCUUUGGGGACAUCACUGUUCAUUACCGCAGACGUGGCCAUAUGCUCAUUGCAUAAGCAAAAAGGGGCAGAUGCUGGGAGUGCACAGUAGGUUAAAAAUUGCCACUGGGGUCUCUUGUAAUUUUUUUUUUUUUCUCUUCAUGUUGUUACUUUUUUGUGCAUAAUUAUUUUUGUACCACAAGACACAUCUCAAACACGUAAGCAUUUAAAUCUCAUGCCUGUUUGUCAAGUUGUGAACAUUCUCAUUUUAAAUCAAAGUUAAUGUCAAAUAGUAACCAGUCCAAAAGCAAGAGGUGUCUGCCAUCAGCUAAUCCAAAGGUGGAAAGGUCCUGGGGUGGGCGGGUGCUCUUUCAGCAAUUUUUGUAUUGUGUGCAGCACACGUCUGUAGCGAUUUCUGUCACAAUGCGAUUGUAAGAAAAUUGGGAUGCUGUUGGGAUUGCAAAGAGUGGUCUGAGUGGGUGUCUGUUAGCAUUAUCACCAUAAAACACUUGUUUUGUUUGAAUUGUAUAAAUCUGAAUGGCUGGUUGGGAUGCAAAGGGAAUAUCAGAUCUGCAGUUUAAAUGGAUUGGCUUGUCUGCACAUUGGUCAACAAAACUCUCCCUUCAAUCAUUAAUGAAACUGUGUAGUUAUUGUGCCUUAAUUCUGUUUCGUUCUACUUCAAAACAGUCCUAAAUAGAGGUGAAGAUAAGAGGUUUAAGAAAAACGUGAUCUGCUCUGCCCUUUCCUUAUUUCCCACUCAUAAGAGCUGUUUGAAAACGGAAGGCAUUUUUUCCUCCAUUUUCACACAGUUCAGAUGACAGAGGCAUGCUUGUGUCUAUAAGUGAGUCAGACACGGAGGCUUGACAGCCUGUAUCGUGAUCUUGUACAUAGACUUUGAGCUAUUUCAGUGUUACUGCUAUAUCUGCGCUGUUAUUAAACUUCACACAUUGCUGUGUUGUACUGGCCAAAAGAUCCAUUGCUCUCUUUCUUGUCUCCAUCUUUUUUUGGUUUGUUUUCUCUGCUGAAUUUAUUUUAAUUGUGGGUACUUUUCAAAAGCACCUUUUGUGUUGUAAUUUUUUUUCUGGAGAGGGGAACAAUGAGGUUGGAAGAAUAUUUUGUGUCUGCUGGGGGAGGGGGAUGAGGCAAAAUUCAAACAAAUUGUGGAUUCUGUAAAUAUGUGUAUCAUUUUAUUAAAGCAUGUGCAGCAAACAGUGAGGUAAUGCUGGCUCUCACGUCAUGUAUUUAAAUGUGGAGUUUGCAAGGGUGUGUGUGUGCACGCGUUCAGGGGAGGAGAACAAGAACGUGUUAUUGCAGAAAUAAAUACUUUUGGAUAAUAA
Xyrauchen texanus (razorback sucker) is the source of this 2577-nucleotide messenger RNA. RefSeq names its product membrane-associated progesterone receptor component 2-like. The transcript has 3 exons. The record is from RefSeq and is a predicted model, not a curated record. Gene Ontology annotation, cellular component: membrane; endomembrane system. Bases 18 to 623 code for a protein of 201 amino acids. NCBI's taxonomy places the organism in Eukaryota, Metazoa, Chordata, Actinopteri, Cypriniformes, Catostomidae.